GUUGGCCUCUGGGGCCGGGAUGGCGCGUGUGCUCCCGGCACCGGGGGACCAGGGACGCUUCCUCGGGUGCGAGUUCGCCUUGGCGCUCUGCCCGGGAGGGGCGACUCCUUCUUGCAGCCACUGAGCGGAGCCGCAGGGAGGGGGAGCUGUGCCACCGCGGUCGCCUUGCUCCGUACGGAGAGAGGGCGGAGGGCGUGACCGUGCGGCGCGAUCCACGCGGGCACCCGCGGAGCCCGAGGCGCAACUAGUGCGAGGAGGGUGCAACGUUGCGCUCGGGCCGCGCACCCCCGGGUGGCUUUGCAAGGCGGGGCGGCGAGUGCGCAGGGCCGGGCCUUUGCAUGAAGCCUCUGGACCCCUCGGAGCAGCGGCAGCGGCGGCGGCGGAGCCCGGCGGAGCGCAGUCCGAAGCGGGCGGCCCCGGGGUCCGCGUCCUGGUGCCUACGCGGCUGCGGACUCCCCCAUGGGCUGCUGCUGAGGCUUCCCGCAGCGGAGGGGCGCGGGCCGGGGGGCGCGGUUGAGACCCGGAGGCGGCGGCGCCGGAGGAAGCGCAGAAGGCCGGGCCCGGGAGGCGGCCAGCACCUCGCCGCAGCCCCGGGCUCGCCAUGCUCCUGGCCUCGGCCGUGGUGGUGUGGGAAUGGCUGAACGAGCACGGCCGCUGGCGUCCCUACAGUCCAGCCGUGAGCCACCACAUCGAGGCGGUGGUGCGCGCUGGUCCCCGCGCCGGGGGCAGCGUGGUGCUGGGCCAGGUGGACAGCCGGCUCGCACCCUACAUCAUCGACCUGCAGUCCAUGAACCAGUUCCGCCAAGACACGGGGACCCUCCGUCCAGUUCGCAGAAACUACUACGACCCAUCCUCGGCCCCUGGGAAGGGUGUGGUGUGGGAGUGGGAGAAUGACAAUGGUUCCUGGACGCCCUAUGACAUGGAAGUCGGCAUCACCAUCCAGCAUGCCUAUGAGAAGCAGCACCCAUGGAUAGACCUCACUUCCAUUGGCUUCAGCUACAUAAUAGACUUCAGCACCAUGGGCCAGAUCAACAGGCAGACCCAACGCCAACGCCGUGUCCGCCGCCGACUAGACCUCAUCUACCCCAUGGUCACGGGCACUGUACCAAAGGCUCAGUCCUGGCCAGUCAGCCCAGGGCCGGCCACGCCCUCCCCUGCACCACCUUGCUCCUGUCCACAGUGUGUUUUGGUGAUGAGUGUCAAGGCUGCUGUUGUCCAUGGGAGCACGGGGCCCCUUCACCCUCCAGCAGCGCGAAAAAACAUCGCCCCCUCUGGAGUGGGCAAGCUGCCCCAGCCACCUGGCCCUGGGGCAAAGCCACUAGACACCACUGGCACCAUCCGGGGCCCAGGGAAGACUGCCCCAUCCCAGGUGAUCCGGAGACAAGUCUCUAACACGCCAGCUGGGGUGACUGUAGGCUCCCCCGCCAGCCCACAGGGAAGCAACCGGAAGACUGGAAGGGUGGCCCUGACCACGUUGAAUCGGUCCAAUCUGCAGCGACUGGCCAUUGCCCAGUCCCGGGUGCUGAUUGCCUCGGGGGUUCCCACUGUGCCUGUGAAAAACUUGAAUGGGUCCAGCCCUGUUAAUCCUGCCUUGGCAGGAAUCACCGGGAUCCUCAUGAGUGCAGCGGGAUUGCCUGUGUGUCUCACUCGUCCACCAAAGUUGGUCCUCCACCCGCCCCCUGUCAGCAAGAGUGAGAUAAAGUCCAUCCCAGGGGUCUCUAACACAAGCCGCAAGACCACCAAAAAACAGGCUAAGAAAGGUAAAACCCCAGAGGAAGUGCUAAAGAAGUAUCUGCAGAAGGUCCGGCACCCACCAGAAGAGGAUUGUACCAUCUGUAUGGAGCGCCUCACAGCCCCCUCUGGCUACAAGGGCCCACAGCCCACAGUCAAGCCUGACCUGGUAGGAAAGCUGUCGAAGUGUGGCCACAUCUACCACAUCUACUGCCUGGUGGCCAUGUACAACAAUGGGAACAAGGAUGGAAGUUUACAGUGCCCAACAUGUAAGACCAUUUAUGGCGUGAAGACAGGCACCCAGCCUCCAGGGAAGAUGGAGUACCACCUCAUCCCCCACUCCUUGCCUGGCCAUCCGGAUUGCAAGACCAUUCGGAUUAUCUACAGUAUCCCCCCUGGCAUUCAGGGACCAGAACAUCCGAAUCCUGGGAAGAGCUUCAGCGCCCGUGGCUUCCCACGACAUUGUUACCUUCCAGACAGCGAGAAAGGGAGAAAAGUUCUGAAGCUGCUUCUAGUGGCCUGGGACCGCCGUCUCAUCUUUGCCAUUGGAACCUCCAGCACCACGGGCGAGUCUGAUACUGUCAUCUGGAAUGAGGUGCACCACAAGACAGAAUUUGGCUCUAAUCUCACUGGCCAUGGCUACCCAGAUGCCAAUUACCUGGAUAACGUGCUGGCUGAACUGGCUGCCCAGGGUAUCUCUGAAGACAGCACUUCCCAGGAAAAAGACUGAGGAGGGAGGGUACUGGGGACCCCAGGGCAGGAAAUGGAGAGUCAAGGUGGAGGUUGAUGCCAUGCCUCCUGACUCCCUCAUUCCCCUUCUUGUAUUAUCCCCACCUCUCAUCUCUCUCAGUCACAGAGGGAGCUAGAUUAAGGUGAUAUCAUUCAUAAACUUCAUCUAAUGCAAACAAGAUGUGGGGUGAGGACCAACCUCUUUCUGUCCCCAUGGAGUCUCCAGUACUGGUUAGGCAAGAACAUGCACCUCUCCCCACCCUAAGCAGGGGUUACAGUCAGCACACUUAACGUAGUUAAGGUAGUGUUGAGGCACUCCAUGUCCUGGCCUUGUGAAGCUGAGAUCCCUUGCCUCAGCUGGCUUCUUGCUGCUUCAGCUCUGUGUUGAGGGUUGAGUUUCUGCUUCUUUUUCUCCUACACUGGAGUGAGGGAGCUCUCACUGUGCGAGAUUGGGGAGAGGGGUGUAAACUGCUGUGACAUCAGAAAUUGGAUGCUUUGGUGCAGAGUAAGGAAGCCGUUCAUGUUAAGAGGGUCAGAGUCAAAUGCCUCUGGGAGCAUGUCUCUAGUGAGGAGUCUGGGCCCUCCCUUCCUCCUCAUUCCAUUGACCUGUCCAUAGGUAUCUGAUUCUCUCAAGUGGAUGGAAGGACUCAGGGAUUCCUCUCUGGGGAGGCAUCCCAUGAUGCUGUUUCCAACCAACUGCUCUCUGAUCCAAUGAGAGCCUGCAUCUCACCAAGCAUCUGCACUAUCCUCAGGGAGAGGAGCCCAUAGCCUCCUUCCCAACUCAUUUCAAACCAGCUCAGUUUCAUCAAGUCACUGUGAGUUGGAGCCCACAGCAGGCUCUUUGCCAUCUGUGUAUGUGCAUAUGUUUGUGUGGGUGUAUGUGCGUUACUGGGCCAGGUUAUUGGGACAGUCAUCAUUUCUCUGAAUUCUGUUUCACAAGCCAAAUCUCAAUUCCGUUGGGGAUCCCAUAGUAAAGGUGUGGCCCUUUGACUUCUCUCACCCUUUCCCAGCCCAUCUCAUGAUAAACUUGGACCUUGAUGGACACAGAAUUGUACUUGGGAAGAUGUGUUGAUGCAAGAGCUAAGAUGGAUCCUUCUCUUAUUAAUAUUAGAUCAGAGCCAGCUUCCAUUCAGUCUUGUUUGUAUGAGUGCUCAAUUCAUCUCCCUGAAGAUUGCUAAUUCAAGGCCAGAGAUAUUGCUAUUCCCCAUCCGAGCCCCUUUCUCCAGUCUCCAUUUAGUAUAGAUUGGCCAAAACCAUGGUGACAGAAGCCUCUUUAGUUCAUUCCUAACAUAGUUAGGAACACAUUCUGAUCUUCUCUAAACACCAUCUGGGUGGUGUCCCAAGAUCCAAUCUAUCACCAACAUUUCCUCAACUUUGGCUCCAUUAAAGAAUGGAUUAGGUGUCAAGUAAGAGAGAAUGAAGAGUCAAGAAGGGAAACCAAUUUCCCCUUUGGAAGUGGGUUCUUUGAACUCUGUGUUUGGAGAAAGUUCCUCUGGAUACUAAUUUGAACUAAUAUACCUCAUGUCUUGAGGAUUUAACUAUAUUUCAUAAGAUUUGAAAGGUUUUUAUAGCUUGAGGGGCAAAAAGAGAAAUUAAACAACCUCCACAAUGGUAAUUAAGUUAGGACUGAAGUCCACACUUUCAUGCCACCCUGCACCAGAGAUGCCUCCUGUUGGGCUUCCACUAUUGUUGACAUUGCUGUGGCCAGUAGAAUCACCCAAGUGUCCCUAACCAAGUUCCCUGGUGCUGAGUUUUCUUUUCACUCUACAAAUGACUAAUGGAAUUUUGAUUUCCUCCCUCUAGGGGGAGCUGUGGUAGGAGCAAAUGUUCUGCCAUUUUAGUCCAACCUGUCCUAUCAAUGGGAGGCCAUUUUGUCUCACUAGCAGAACAAAAGAUUGCUGAGUUCACUGAACCUCGGGGAAAACUCCCGCCAAAGUAGAGAAAGACGCAUCAGAACUAAGUGGAGGGCACAUAUCCUUGGGGGUUAAAGCCACACCCUUUCAUCAGGUUACUGCAUUUCAUUGAGGGCUUACAAUCACUUUUGCCUUCAGUACCCUUUGUUACCUACCUUCCCUGCUUCUUGGCGACAGGGAUGAGAAAUCCAGACUGGGAGUCGAGGGAUAGGAAAGUGAAGCAAUGUAAAGCAAAGAAAUGAAAAUAGGCUCUGAGGUGUGGGAAUAGACAGCGGGGAAUGUUUUCAUAAGCUGAGGAAGCAGAUGCAGGAAAAGUGUUGCACAAGGCAGAAGACAAACCCAGAAGGACAUCUCAGGGAGAUGUUCUAGAAGAAAAACCAUUUUAAGGGUUAGUUUUCACGCCUUCAAGAAUUUCCCCCAGAGGACAUUUAAAAUGUCUAUGCCUCGUUUCCUUCUUCGCUGAGGAUGCUGUGACCCUCAAGUCACAUUCUUUCAACUUUCUGGUCUAAUGGAACCUUGACAAUCUCAACAGUGUGUCAGUCAAAGUGGUGGCCGGUACCUUACUCUUUCUCUUGUGACAACCCAAAUAUGUGCAGAAUUGAUUUCAGUGACAUUAGGCCCUGGGCACCAGCUACUUUGACCCUGAGUGUUUUCCCAAGAGAAGCCCUGUGUGUUCUACUGGGCCAAGCAGGAGUCCCAUGCUUUUUCUUUCAUGGUCUCAGUACCAGCAGCCAUGUUCUCUCUCCGUGAGACUCCAGGGGUGACAAAUGGGAUUGGAGACACACCUUGUGAGAUGCUUAUCCCUUGAAAAGCUCUGUAGUAUGUCUGUGGUUGUCUGUGCCUUUGUGCUUCCGUUCCCCUCUCCUUUUUGUAAGAUUCAGACUUCUGUGUGCUUUUAUACUUGGGUCAAAAGUACUUGUCCUGGUAUCGCACUGUUGUGUGCAUGAGAAGAUUGGGAAAAGGCUGCUGUGGCCCAAGAAAUAACCACUGCCCCCCUUUGUUUGUUGGCGUUCACUUAUAUCUCAUUGGGAGUUUCUGGGAGAGGGCUGGUGAAUGUCCAGAUGUCAGGUGUUCUGUUUGUAAGUGCUGUGAUUUGAAGUUGUUGGUGUCGUUCUGUGGGAGGACAUCGCCCCCUGGUGCUCAUGAGGUGUAUGUGCAGAACAAUAAACGGCAAAUGAAUAAGCACAAA
Messenger RNA from Rattus norvegicus (Norway rat), 5562 nucleotides. RefSeq names its product deltex E3 ubiquitin ligase 4 (gene Dtx4). The record is from RefSeq and is marked validated. Gene Ontology annotation, biological process: protein ubiquitination; Notch signaling pathway. The coding region runs from base 602 to 2461 and encodes 619 amino acids. Gene Ontology annotation, cellular component: cytoplasm. The transcript is spliced from 9 exons. Lineage: Eukaryota; Metazoa; Chordata; Mammalia; Rodentia; Muridae. Gene Ontology annotation, molecular function: metal ion binding; ubiquitin protein ligase activity; zinc ion binding.